AUGACUCAGGCAGAGGUCGCUGGGGCUCUGCUGGUAGUUGGCGGGGUCUCAGUGGCAUGCUGGAUGAGAAACAAGAAGACAAGAAACACCAUCUUGAAUGCACCCAUACCUCGUCAGCUAGAUCAGUGCAAGAAUUUUUUCAAGGGCUCUUCGGGAAGCGAAGUGAAGGUUCACGAUGAUGCGCUGGUCAAUUGCGAAUCCAAUGACAAGAGGGUUGACGAUGUAGGUGCAGAGAAUCAAUGCUUUGGUCUACUGCGCCAUCUCCAGAUCCUCUCGGAGAAGCGCAACACUCGUUUUCGACCUAUCUUUGUGCGUGUGGUACCAAGAUAUCCGCUUGCCCUCCUUCCCAACUCUGUUCAAGUUCAGUUGCGGACAUGGAUGCCCCAGGCUCUGUUUGCAACACAUUUCGACGCGUUGCAGAAGGAGAGAGUGAAUUUGCUGUCAGGGCCAUUCUCAGGUCUCGUGAUUGCUUCUGGCCGAACGACGGUGUUGUCCAGUCUGUACUUGCGCGAAACGUCUGGAAACUCAGCCUGCUCGAUUCAGAUUCAACAACCGCAUUGUUCAACUCAUUUGUUUGAUGCAGUUGUGUCUCCUAUUCAUGAUGUAAGAUCAUACAAGCAGGAUAUGAAACAAAACCUUUGGAAGCUCCGGGACAACCAGCUCUUCACGAUCGGAUCGUUGCAUGACGUUGAGCCAGUCCGUGACGAGGACAGGAAAUCUUCUUCCCGUCAUCUUUGCCAGCUGCUGCCCCACUUGCAGCAGCAGACGGGGCCUCCAGCCUCGUCCGUUACAGACCUGCUGGUAUCAAUUCUGAUCGGGUCUCCUACCUCCAAAUGCCCCUGGACCUUUCAAGAUCUGACCGGCGAACUGCAAAAUGUCGUGCAGCAGCUGCUCACGAGCACGAAGAAGACGGCCUUCUUUGUCACCCUGUCAAGAAGGACGAGCUGGAAACUAGCUCAGGAGAUCGAAGAAUGGCUUGAAAGGAAGGUCCCGUAUCAUCAGCGAUACUUGUUCUCUCCCGCAAAGCAUGAUGGCAGACCGAACCCCUACACGCACAUGCUCCAUGGAUCCCAAAUCAUUGUGAUCACCGCAGAUUCAGUGAGCAUGGCGUCAGAAGCAAGCAGCACCGGGAAGCAAGUGAUCAUCGCAUGCAGAGGGAGGGUCAGAGGGAAGUUCGUCAAGUUCUUCGAAGUCCUGGAGGAGGUGAUGAUUCUUCGGUAA
Guillardia theta CCMP2712 is the source of this 1221-nucleotide messenger RNA. RefSeq lists its product as hypothetical. The record is from RefSeq and is a predicted model, not a curated record. Lineage: Eukaryota; Cryptophyceae; Pyrenomonadales; Geminigeraceae. The coding region runs from base 1 to 1221 and encodes 406 amino acids. The transcript has 10 exons.